Photinus pyralis (common eastern firefly) is the source of this 1395-nucleotide messenger RNA. RefSeq lists its product as uncharacterized. Lineage: Eukaryota; Metazoa; Arthropoda; Insecta; Coleoptera; Lampyridae. The transcript has 6 exons. The record is from RefSeq and is a predicted model, not a curated record. The coding region runs from base 653 to 1309 and encodes 218 amino acids.
GUAAAAGAAAUUAAUUAGAUAUGGGUUUAAAAGUGUUAUACUUAUGUGGUGAAUGUGUACAUUAGAUCAAUAUAUUUUGCCUAUACAUACUUUUUAUUUAAAUUUCAACAAAUAACUUUAAUCGCUUUUACUUUUGUAAUCUCAUUUAUAUUUAUAUAUAGUUGUGCACAAUGGAAAAAAGACACCAGUUCCAAACAGUAUGCUGUAGUUCGCUUCGACGACGAGUCCGUAUCGGAGGUCCCUAUUACAUGGCUCUUCGACAAUAAUCGCAGUAGUUGGUGGCCGCGCAAUUCAAAGGUUGCGACCAGCUACAUUAAUCGUUAUUCACCCCCAGACCCAGAUAGUUGGAGUAAAUACAGUGUGGUAGCCGUUGAAGCAAUUUGUGAUUCUCUAGAAGUAGCAAGGAAGAAAGCUGAAGAUAUUCACUACAGUGAAGGUGAAGAUAAAGAUCGGGGACGUGGAAAACGAUUGGUACAACGGAGCACAUUACUAAGCAAUUUCAUCGAUGGCUCUAAUAAUGGAUCAAGCGAUAGUGAUGUUGAAGCUAGAACGAAACGAAUACUUACCCCACCUCCUGAGCUGCCACCGGAUCUUGACAUAUCCUCAAUGGAAAUGGUUAUUUUAAACAAAAAUACAAAUAUUGAUACAAUGAAUGAACAAUGUAAGUAUAUCCUCAUACAUAAUACAUACAUUUACUUCGCCAUCAAUGGUAGUUCCACACGGAGAAUAUGCAGAAGAUGAGUAUGUCGAGGAGUAUGCGGAAUCUUAUGCCGAGUCCCAAGAAGUACCAGUAAACCAAUUUAAUUCCCAAUCCAUUAAUCGUAAUGGAAAUUAUGAAAUCAGUGUGAUGCACAAAAUAUUAGAAAUGGUAACAGAAAUAAAAAUUCAAGUCAACGAUAUUGCCAGAAAUAUGCAGAGUUUCAAAGUAGACAAGCAGCCCGUUGAACAAUACGACAUAUUUACCAAAUGCCUGCCCUUAAAUAGUUUUGAAGCGAUUGAGAAGUUUGAGGAAUUAAUAAGCGACCUUGAAAUCAACAAAUUAUUUAAAACAUUUUUAACUACAAUUGGUGGAAAUGAUUACAAAGAUAAUAUAAACCGAGUUUAUAAAAUACUGUUUACAAAUGAAUUGGGAAUGGGUUGUUCCUGGUUGGGCCAGCGAAAUAACAAGCGUAUGGUAGACUUAAAAAUUAUUGCUGCUGUUAAAGAAAUAAUCAUUGGACAACACAACAUUCAACAAAAACUUAUAGAAAAUUGUUCGUCAGAGUGGUUUCGGCAUGCGCGCCAACGUUAUCAGCGAGAAAAAAAAUGAAACUUACUUUUUCAUCUAUUUGUCCUCACUUUUAUUUACUAGUUCAUAUAAUAUCAUACAUGUUUGACCAAUAAAUGCGUUUUUGA